Messenger RNA from Neurospora crassa OR74A, 2010 nucleotides. RefSeq lists its product as hypothetical. The record is from RefSeq and is a predicted model, not a curated record. Bases 708 to 1679 code for a protein of 323 amino acids. Lineage: Eukaryota; Fungi; Ascomycota; Sordariomycetes; Sordariales; Sordariaceae. The transcript has a single exon.
GCAUCGAUUCUUCAUCUGUACCUUCCAAUCUGAGCUGUCUAUCGUGACACAUUUUGCACCAUGUUGAAGACCAAGGGACACCUACCUGGAACGAGGCUGUGGGGACAGUUGAAGCUCUUAUCUUAUCGAUAACUUACCGGGACAGUUCAGGUUCCAACUCCGGGUUUCUUGUUCCCAGUUCCACAACUGAAAGCAGCAACGUUGCGACAGUGAAGACCGGGUUGCAAUAACAAAGGCGACUUUGUACACUACCAUUGCUCGACACACAUCAUACGAUUACACCGUCUCUCUGGACAAACGGCACACUGACGACGACACAAGUCUGAUGAUUAGAUAAAUAGUCCUCAUUAAGCGCUCGAAAUUGCCGCCCUAGUCUAAGUACAUAGUAGACUAGUACCCUCACGCACCUAGCUCGCCUCGGCCAUCCUCCCCCCCCCCCCCUCCCCCUCUGGUCCCAACAACGGCAGUUCGUCCCCGACCCGCAAACAGCGAGACACCAACUCCAUUGAACAACACAACGAACCCACCCAGCGAUAAGGGUACCUCAACCGACGAUCCAUCACUCCACGCUCGCUCUUCUGCGCCGCUUCUCUUUGUCCCCAAACAUCACCUUUGUCGUCGGGCAAAAGGUCGUCCGCAUCUACACGAACGAACGAAACGAUACUCGGUGGCACAACCGCGAUCCUACGCUCUCAAUUACGCCGACAAUGUCACCUUCAAAUGCCCCUGGCACCGGCGCUCCACCCCCGUUCUCCUCGACCCCAGACUCCACUUCGGCGACUACGACGGCAAUAAGCAACUUGAUGCCUCCUCCCCCGCCUCUGCUCCUCAGCAAGCGCGUCACCGCUUUCCUCCACGCAAACCUCUCGCCAUAUAUCCGAACGGCGGCGCUGACCACUCCCGCCGGGAAGCUGCUCGCCCACGCUAGUAACGGGCUGAGUGCCAGUGCACUGAGGCGACAAUGUGCCGUGGCCGCUUCGCUUUGGGGGCUCCAUCACCCAUCAGGCUCUGGAUAUGGUGGUGGUGGAGACGCGCAUGGGGCGGGGGACCACCAUGUGAUUGGGAGUCCAACAGGGAGCACAGCGAGUCAGAGCACGGUUGGGACUACGAGGGGGGGCGCCGCAGGAGGAGGCGGGCUAAGAGCGCGGCCAGUGCCUGGACAGGCGGUCACGGUGCAAAUGGACAACGGGCUGGUGUUUGUGAUCAGGAGGCUGAGGUGCGGCAUGCUGUUUAUAUGCAUGGGCGGUGAAGAGGGACACGGCAAUGGGAAACAGGCGGGGGAGACGGAAGCGAAUGGGGAGGGGCUGCCCACACCACAUCUCGACCCCGGUCACCAACAUCAUCUCCCCUUGCGCGCGGGACCACAUCGGACACCCACAUCAUCGUCAGCGACAUCGGCGAGGUCAAAGAGGGAAGCAGACCUCUCCGGGGAAAACACGCCUCUCAGCACAUCUACCAACACGGGGCCUUCUGCAUCGACCAGCCAAAGCAGCAACACCAACGCAGCGAACAGCGCCACGGGGGCAGCCCGGGGCCCAUCGGCAUCGAGUGUCAGGGCGAUGAGGAGGCAGGUGGAGGAAUUGGCGCGUUGGCUGGAUGAGCGGUUAGGCACGCUCUAUGUUCCGGAGGAAGGUAUCGGUCUUGGAUUCGGAGGGGCUCCUGGAGUGGAGCUGCGCUAGAAACAGCACAAAUGACUUGAUAAGUAACGACUUGGCAAUGAGGCGCACAUUCGAAUACCAUGGUUUUUGCAGUUACAUAAUAUCUUAAUAGAAAUGUAUCAAAACACUGAGAGGCACAGGGACAUAGCAAACGACAAGGGCACACUCGGAAACGGUAGAACUGGUACGGGCAGUCUGAGCAACCCAACACCAGACUGGUUGAAGAAAGGGGAGAGAGAAUGGAGUUCAAACAACAACCCCAAAAUGGGACAAGCCGAAGGAGACGCACAGCGAUAUUUGGGGAUUUGUUGGUUUUCAUAGAGUGGCAUCGAUUGCAUCAUAUAUACCCAGC